This is a messenger RNA of Malaya genurostris, 2286 nucleotides long. RefSeq names its product N-acetylglucosamine-1-phosphotransferase subunits alpha/beta (gene Gnptab). The record is from RefSeq and is a predicted model, not a curated record. Gene Ontology annotation, molecular function: UDP-N-acetylglucosamine-lysosomal-enzyme N-acetylglucosaminephosphotransferase activity. The transcript is spliced from 4 exons. Gene Ontology annotation, cellular component: Golgi apparatus. Lineage: Eukaryota; Metazoa; Arthropoda; Insecta; Diptera; Culicidae. Bases 164 to 2155 code for a protein of 663 amino acids. Gene Ontology annotation, biological process: N-glycan processing to lysosome; carbohydrate phosphorylation.
UUUUACUUGGCAUCUCUGAUAGCUACGAUGAAUCUAUAUUGGAGUCUUUUUUCAUUUUUGGAAUAACAGACUAUUGAUCUAGUCAAAAUGUUCAUACAAUACAAUAGAUUAUUGUUAUUAUGCAGCUUUAAUUCACAAAACAAUUCCUUUGAUUACUACCGCAAUGAGACUCUGUUUUCUUCCUCGAUUUACCGGCACAAUUCGUUUUCGCUGCUGUUGCCUAGGAGCUGUCUUGGGAUUGGUAAUUCUUUUCUAUUUGCUAAUAACCAUGCUUAUUACGCACUCGACAACGAGCCAGUACACGAAAUGCUACGAAACAAUUGAUGUGGUUUAUACGUGGGUAAAUGGUAGUGAUGAACGAUUUUUGGACAAGAUUGCCCAAUAUUCAGAAACCCUAGAUAAGGCUCGUUAUGAUGACAAAAAUGAGUUGAAAUAUUCUCUCAGAUCACUUGAAAAAUUUGCACCCUGGAUAAGACACGUCUAUAUUGUGACUAAUGGCCAAGUUCCGUUCUGGCUUGACCUUGAUAAUACAAAAGUACACUUAGUUCAGCAUACGGACAUUGUUGAUGAUGAUACAGUGCUUCCUACAUUCUCCAGUUCUGCAAUCGAAACGCUUAUUCACCGCAUUCCGGGACUUUCUGAAAACUUCCUUUACCUGAACGAUGACAUUUUCCUAGGUGCGCCAUUGUUUCCUGAUGAUCUGUUAACUCUAUCAGAAGGUGUAAAAAUAUUUACUGCUUGGUUGGUACCCGAUUGUGCACCGGAUUGUCCAUGGAUGUUUGUAGGAGAUGGCUCCUGCGACAGUCACUGUUAUUUGGAAGAAUGUCAAUUCGAUGGUGGAGAUUGUGAUCACUCUGAUUAUCUGAACCAUGAUCACGAACUGAAAGAGGAAGAUUAUCCAACGGUUACAGACCUAGAGGAGACUUUUAUCGAAAUUCCAAAAAGGUUUCCUCGAGGAACGAAAAAAUCCGAAAGCAUUAGAGAUAUCCAUGAGAUUUUUAUGCAAUCGAAUUUGUCUUCCACCAAGGAACUGGUAGAUAAAUUCAACAGAGAUAAAAUGAAAAGUAAUAAGCUCGGUUCUAAAAAGAAUAUAGCAAAAAACGAGAAAUCUGAACACGAAGAAAAAGGUGAAGAAACAAUGACUAACUCACAGGAUGUUUUUGCACAUUCCCUAAUACAUACGAAUAAGAUUUUUAAUAAAGCUUACGGAUUUAAGAAUCGGAAAGUACUAGCUCAUGUUGGGUUUUUGCUAAAUGUGAAAAUUGUGGAAGCUAUGCUACAGCGAUUCAGAGCAGAAUUCGUUGUUACGAAAAGUCACCGUUUUAGAGAAAAAGACGAUCUUCAAUACGCCUUCACGUACUAUCACUUCUUAAUGAGUGAGAGCAGAAACAAAAGUGUUUCUGAGAUAUUCGACGAUUUUGACACCGACUCCUCAGGAACUUGGUCUGACCGUGAAAUUCGAACAUUGUUGGCAAAAAUUUACAAUUUACCACUAGAUUGGUCUGCAGUAAGAUAUUUCGAGGAAGUAGUCACCAACUGCUCUCUACAGCAGAACAAUUUCAUUGCUCUGAAACACCAACUGGAUCAGAGAAUUGUCUAUCCCACAUUAGUUUAUGAACGCUACGAGGAUUCCACAAUUCCUACUGUCACCAGGAACCUAGUUCUUCAUUGCCAUGAACUAACGGAUAUGAUGCGAGCCAAUUUUGGUCAGGUACCUCUGUAUAGGUUUCACAUAAACCAAAAGACGGGAAUCUACAGUAAUUUUAAAAUGCUAACGUCUAACAUCACUCAGGUUGUUGAUGCACUUGAUGAACUACGCAAGAACCCGAAGAAAUUCAACUGCAUUAACGAUAACCUAACCGAGGACAAUCUGGAAGAAAAUCAACUGAUAUCAGCCCUACUAGAAGAUUUCUAUCUUUCACUAUUUCCUGCCCGAAGUCAGUUCGAACUGGAUAAUAACUAUCGUAACAGAUUUCAGUACUACGAUGAUUAUCGGGACUGGUUGGAUCGCAAGCUGCUGGUUCGUAAUAUCGCUUACAGCAUUUGCCUGAUGGUCUUUCUUAUUUGCACAAAGAUACUCUGCUUUCGGCACAAAGCCAAAUUUGCUAGCACACUCGUGUUUCUUGGCAGUCGUCAAGAUUAUAGGGCGAUUUGAAAGGUGCAUCGAAGUGCUCUUUGAUGCAAUCAUUCUUCCCUCUUCAAGCUAGAUAAAUUGUUUUAUUAUAUUUUAUUACAUGUAUUUAUGUGAGUGACAAGAAUUAAAGUGAAUACACACAAAUGUCAAAA